AGCAGAUACGCACAGAGAGAGCCUUUGACCCCCCAAGAGAAGUGAACCGCGCAGGGUUUGAAGCAGUAAUCAGAUAUUUGCCGCUACUUUGCUUUGUUAUACCAACUUGUUCUUGUUAAGAAGGACACAACCAUGACUUCUACGUGGCGAGUCGAUUCUUAUCACCUCGGCCUCGGCGUGGUCGGCGACUCGGCCAUCCAGCUGCUCGUCAACCAGCCCAGUACCGGGGGGCCGGGAAGCGUCCAAUUCGCAUUGCUGGUCGACGGCGGUGACAGCGGUGGGGAGAAACGCAUCCUUGACACGAUCCAGAAGAUUCAGGCACUCACAACCAAGUACGAUCUGUCGCCUCUCAGCAGCGUGGCCAACCCGGCCCUGAAGUUCAACGCCGUCGUCAUCAGCCACUGGGACGCGGACCAUUGGUGCGGCGUGCUGUUCGCCAUGAGGGAGGAUAUUGAGGCGCAGAACAUAAAAACCACCGGCCCCAUCACCGACUUUGAGGUGAGCUUCCUCCAAUACGAAGCCGCAACACCGCCAGCAAAGCGCACACCCAAGACCAUCGUCUACUGUCCGGCUUACGGGAUACCCACAAUGGGCUGCCACCUCAGGCCCAGCCCCAGGACUGCCGAAGUUGCAAAUGUCGAUUUGAUCCUCUUCAAAGCCGACCCUGACUCGAGCAUUGUCAAGAAUGCGGUCAGGAUGCGGAUGGAACCCAACUUGCCGCCAACAGGCACGAAUCCAUCGCUCAUCGGAACCAACAUUUUGACUGGAACCGACUUGACGGUGGCCUCGGGAUCAACAACGGUAUCAACAUACGAGGGCAUCACAAAUCCCGCAGCCCUCCUACAGAACAAUCCCCCGGGGCCGGGCGGCCAGCCGGGCAUCUACAUAGUGGGAGUCUCGCAGAGGACAAUCGGCCCUCCCCCUGUCGACGAGGCUCCUCCCCCGGAUAUUCCCAGCGUAGUUAACGACCCGCACGGAAGACCCAAGAACUUGAGCUCGAUCGCCUGCAUGAUAAUAUGGCCCGGAACUCCACCCCGCCUGUCGCACUACUUCGCGGGUGAUAUGCACUGGUACCAAGAGGGGCUGAUCGUGAAGUGGACCGGCACCGACGGGACUCGCUCCAGUGUGGGAAGCUGGGUGACCACGAUGAAGACCAGCCACCACGGCUCAAAGAGCUCAACCCCCACGGCCAUGCUCGCCAUGUUCAAUCCGCGCAGCUUGAUAGCGAGCGUUGGAGAGAAGAACGGCCAUCCGAGCUGGGAGCUGGUAUUCUACCUCGAGGGUUGGAUGUACAGCGAGGGCCCCGACAAGGCAGCCUACAGACCGCUGCUAUCGACUCAGUUCCCGUACUAUCUCAUCCAGCAAAAAGAUGCGAGCGGCAAAACGGAAUGGCUGCCGCUGCCCGGGAGCCGUUCACACCAGAUGAGCAUGGAUAUCUUGACGAGUAACUCGUCUGUGGCAACCGAGUAUAGAAAGGAACUGGAAGCCAUCUAUGCAAAGGCGAGCGCGGCCAUAGCCUCUACCAGUGGCGUUAACCUAGCCAACCCGGUAGAGGUCUGGGAUGCAGCCAAAAAAGCCCAGGAUGACCUGAAUGCCAGGGAGUGGGCUCGGGAUCGCAUCGCCCUCGCCUGGAGCCGCUUGUCACCUGUUCCUGCCACGGCCCAUGCCGCGGUUGGCCAGGCCAGGCUCGACACGAAUUACACACUCGUGCACGACUCGGACGCCCUCGCAUGGUACCGUGUCGAGUGUCACAACGACGACGACUUGGACGGCUCCGUGUGGGUCAAGUACGAUUCCGCCGCGACUGAGAACCAGCUGUGGCCAGAUCCCAACGCCGUUGCUCCCACUCCAAUGGACAUAUCGAUUCCCUCGGACCCGGAGGUGCUGGGAAACAAGCGGAAAUUUGUCGACACGUAUCCCUCCCCGGCGAGCACCGAAGAUCCAGACACGAAAAAGCACAAGUCUGCAACGAGUCCCAGUUCGGUUUCCCAGCCUUCCACCGGCCUGUACAACCCGUCGCCCGGCACGAAUCCCGACGAGAAUGACGACAUGAUGUCGGACGAUGGAUCAAGCAGCGGCAUGGACUCCCAACUUCCGACUCUGGGUGUGUCGCCACCACCCCCUGGCGACGCACCCAGCCUGCAGGCACCGUAUUAUUUUAUCUGCUCGAGCGUUGUGCAGUUUGAUGCCCCUCCUCCGAGCACGCUGGUCAACCAGCUCGUGUUGACCGACCCCUUGAACAACUUCGUCUCAACCCUACACCUACAAGGGCUUAUUCUUGCAACCUCCCCAAGUCCCCCCGCAGCGACGCCACUGCAUUCUCAGGAUGAGUUCCAGGCGUGGCUGGCCAUGGCUCUAGGCGUUGGCAGCUCGCAAACUCCGUCGGUGACCGUGACCACCGAUUCCACGUCGGGCGCCAUCACCGACUUCGCAGUGACCAUCCCGGCCCUCGGUUUGACCUUCUCCUCGAGUGCGACAGUCAGUGCCCUCGACGCCCAAUCGGACUGGGGCCUGGGACCCGCAAGCACCGUGCCGUGGCAGAACUCGCUCAUCCUCGGCCUGCAAGAUGCCUCCAAGGUCAGCGGCUAUAGCCUGAUCGACAUCUUAGCCCCCGCCAGUGUCCGACAAGCUGCCCUGCCGGGCCUCCAGAUAUUGCAGCUGGCUCUUGGCGAUAAGCUUCAGUUCGACCUAGACGUGGGCCAGCAAGGUAGCCGGAAUGCUCUCUGGUUUGAGCCUAUGCAGGGCUACAAGACAGUUGUGCGCACCCAGUAUGUGGCCGACUCGACCUCACUCGGCAAUGCAAACUCGUGGAUAGGAGGCUUCCUCAACGGAUUCACCAUCCAGUCUAUCACGGCCAUCACCAAGUUGCAGAGCGUCUGGGCGACGACAAAUGAAAGCACCGCCGCCCUGAAUACGUGGGAGUUUAUCCUCACCACGACGGUUCAACUAGCCGGGGUCGAUAUCGUACCGUCUGUGACACUUGACUUUGCGGGUGCUCUCCUGACCAUCACCCUGCAGUUCGACUACGUCGCCAGCGAGCAGGGGAGCCUGCUGGGCCAGAUAAUGGCCUGGAUCGGGAGCCAGAAACCCCUGGCCGGUGCCCAGUUUCUCUUCAGCGAGUGGUUCCAGAGCGCGGGCACUUCCAACUUUGACCUGCCGCUCCUCCGCCGCAUUGUGUUGGCCGUCGGCUUGGACCCCACCACCGGCAUUCCGACCGGCUCGAUCGAGGACGUGAGAAUCGACCUGGAGCUCGGGGUCAAGUUUGGUCAGUCGGACGACGGCAACCCGCAGAAGGUCAUUUUCCUGUUCAGCUACAGAUGGACGCAGGCACUAGGGAGCGUGCUGCGAGGAUCCCUGUGGACACCACCGCUGCCUGCCGCCGAUGUCGACCGUAGACUGCUCCCGGAGUAUGAGCCGUACAUGCAAUUCGAGCCCGCGAGCAUUAACGACGGCUCAACCUGGGCUCCUACCUUGAACCUCGCCAAUCUCAUCCCUUCUAAUCCGGGCUCGGGUGCCGGCGGCCCGAAGAUCAUCAACAUCCCCGACGGCGUGCCCACGGAUGUGAUCAUGGCGGUUCUCCAGCUGGAUAGCUCGUCCAUCUCCUUCCAGGGCGCCAUCGAGUGUCUGGAGCCCUCAUCUGACACGAUCCCGAAGCUGUUCCUCAGCAGGCUGUCACUCAGUGCGAGCUACACCUUCGCCACCCAGGCAUUCGACCUGUCCUUCCAGUUCGCCGUCGCCAUGUUCCCCCAGAUCCAGUCUCUGAUCAUUCCGAUCGAGCUUCGUGGCCUGUUGGCAUACGACAGCCAGUCCGGCUUUGAUGCCGAGGCCGACGUGGAAUGUCCCGGCAUGCAGGGCGCCCAUUUCCUCGACUACUUUGACCCAAACUCGGCAUCUGCCGCGACCGCCCUGAUCCAGCACAUACAGCUGCUCUACCUGCACCUAGAAUAUCACUACCAGAACAGUUCCGGCCAGACCAACCCAGCCAAGAGCUUUGCAUUCGCCGGAGCCCUGGCCAUCGGCAAGCUAGAGCUCGACCUGCAGUUUAACUACACGGCCGAAAACACGUGGAGCUUCACUGCGCAGGUCGGCGCCAAUGGAGAGGAAUGCACUAUCCAGGAGAUUCUGGACAGCAUUGCCGGCGACGGGACGGUGGACUUGCCGUCUUGUGUGGGCGAUAUCCCUGUCGGACAACCAAAACCCCCUGGGAAUACAAUGCAUGGCGGCGACGACGACGACGAGGCGGCAGAUGCGAGGGAUUUUGUCAACCUCACCCUGGCGAGGUUGGACAACGACAGCGACUCUGACGACGCCGGCUCCCCACAAACCGUCCUGUUUACAGUCUCGGUCAAUGUCGGCCCCGUUUCCUUUACGUUCCUCCAGUUCCGCAGCACCACCUGGGACGCCAACACGACUGCGUCGAAGCGCUUCUUGAGGCUGGAGGUCAACUUGCUGCCCGCCGUGGAGGUGCCCAUCAUCGGGAAUCUCACGCAGCCCUUUGACGAGAUGUACUUUAUGUGGGUUCAGGACGGUUCCAAGACGACUCCCAAGGGCGGCCCGGCUGGCCUCACAAAGGCCGAGGUCGCGCUGUUGAACACGGUGCUGGCCGACGAUCCGAUCUACUACAAGCUGACGAAGGACGAGAGCGCCUACAAGGCCAACGACGUCAUAGUUCAGGCAGGCUUCCACCUUGUGCUCGUCCUGAAGGAUCCAAAGACGGGCGCGCCCUAUGUGGUCAUGGACUACGUGUUCGGACAGCCAAGCCCGGCGGACUCGUAUGUGCCUCCCCCGGUGGAGGCGCUGAGGGCUCAUGCUCUACACCAGCGCGUGCACGGCGCCAAUGCCGUGGUUCCAAGCAGACGGCGGACGCCCAGCAGGGAGGCGGUUGUGCUCGCCGGGCAACAAGAACAGCAAGUAGGUGCGGCGGACGGAGAGGAAGAUUCGAAUCCGGCAGAUGCGGGAGGGGGCACUACAAAGGCUGCCAUGAAGAAGUCGAUUGGACCCUUCUCCAUCUCCAACAUCGGGCUCAAGUUCAGCAACUCCACGCUCUCGGUGUGUCUCGACGCGGCGGUUGCUAUCGGGCCUAUCGCCAUGGCCCUGUUGGGGUUCAGUAUCGACCUCGACUUCGGGCACGGACACAGUCUACAGCACAACUUCCCGACUCCGGGGAACGGCAUCUCCGUGUCCCUGCAGGGUAUGGCCGCCUCGUUCAACAAACCCCCGGUGACGAUCGCCGGCGGACUCAUCAAACAGGCCCUGCCUGGGGGGACAUUCUAUGCUGGCGGAGUGGACGUUGCCUUUGUCCCCUGGGCCUUCCUCGCCGCGGGAGGCUACGGGGAGCUGACGGAUCCCCUCACGCAGCAACUGUUCAAGACGGCGUUUGUGUUUGCGAACCUCCAGGGACCGCUCAUCACGCUCGAGUUUGCAACCAUCUCGGGCGUCACCGGGGGCUUUGGCUACAACAGCGCCAUCACCUUGCCGACCGUCGCCGAGGUGCCUUCGUUCCCCUUCCUGCAGAUGCCGGCCGUCAAGCCCGUCACCACGAACCCCACCCUUGACACUUUCCUGGCCCUCAUCAACUCCAAAUGGUUCAAGCCCCUGGACGGGUCCUUUUGGGUCGCCGCCGGCCUCACCGUGUCGGCGUUUGAGAUGCUGAACAUCACGGCAGUCGCGGUGGUCGAGUGGGACACGGACGUCAAGCUCGGCAUCUUCGCCGUCGCCGUCGCCGAUGUCCCCUCGAGCGCCUCCGAGUUCAAGCUCGCCCACGUGGAGCUCGGCAUCCUCGCGACGGUGGACUUUGGCCUCGGCGUGGCCAAGUUCGAGGCCCAGCUGGCGCCGUCGUCGUUCAUCCUGGAUCCUUCGUGUCAUUUAUCCGGAGGCUUUGCCCUGUACUACUGGUUCAAAGACGGCCCGCAGCAGACCAAGGGGGACUGGGUCUUCACCAUCGGCGGAUACCACCAGCUGUACAAGCCGCCGCCGCAGUACCCCGUCCCGCCCCGCCUCCAGAUAUCCUGGUCGCUCGGGCCGAUCUCCAUCGUCGGCCAGGCAUACUUCGCCAUCACGCCCAACGUGGCAAUGGCCGGUGGCCUUCUACACGCCUCGCUGAGCCUCGGCGUGCUGCAGGCCUUCCUGGACGCGUACGCCGACUUCCUCAUCAACUACCGGCCCUUCACCUUCACAGCCGGCGGCGGGGUCAGCGUCGGCGUGAGGUUCACCCUCGACCUCUGGUUCGUCACGAUCCGCAUCAGCGUCGAGAUCGGCGCCACCCUCAUCCUCGAGGGCCCGCCCGUCUCCGGCACGUGCCACGUCAACUUCUGGGUGUUCGGCUUCGACAUCAAGUUCGGCUCCCAGAACACCACGGCGCCCGCCCCGAUCUCCCUCGCCGACUUCUACGACUUGGUCUUGCAGCAGGACGCCUCGAGCGGCGCCACGGGCCAGGUGAUCACCGCCCAGAGCGGGCUUCUCCCGUCGGCGGCGGCGCCUGUGUCGUCGUUGUCGUCUUCGUGGUCGACAUUGUCGAAAGAGAAGAGGCAACCCAUCGGGCGUUUUACUGAAAUUGAGGAUGACGACGACGAUGACGAUGACGGCGCUCCAAUAUGGGAAGUCCAGGCGGGAACGUUCAGCUUCACCAUCGACGCCGUGUUUGCCCUGAGCACCGUGACUGUGUACCCCGCGAGCGAGACGCCCAUUGUGUACAACGCCCCCAAGCCGGACACCGUUGACAUAUUUUCGCGGCCCAUGUACAUCACCGACAAGGAGACUGCCAUCACGUCGAACCUCAACGUGACGAUCGUGAUUGAUGAGAUGGAGGAUUACGAGCCGCAGUGGGAGCUCCAGGCAACAAUCAGCAACGUCCCCAGGGCCCUCUGGGACGCAUACUCCCCCUCCACCGACCCAACAAAAGGCUCAACAACCCUCCUAAACGGCACAUCCCCCCCAACAGUCCCCCUAAUGACCGGCGUCCUCCUCCAACCUCCCCCCCCAAUCCUAAGCAAAGACCUCAUCCCCUCCUUCGACGCCGUCCUCUCCCAGCUCCAGGACGUAACCCCGGACCCCCCUCCCGCCUUCCCCGACCCGGCCGCCCAAGAGGACCCGGCUUGGCUGCCCGUGGCUCCCGCCCCGCCCCCGCCCGACGACCCCGCUAAGCCCUGGGAGGCCGUCCAGGAGCUCUGGACGGCGCCGGGCCUGGGGUCCGGGGCGGGCGUCGAGGCUGUGCAGGCUUGGGCCGCGGUUAUGGGAUGGGGUGGUGGGGGGACGGCGGAGGAGAUGACUGGGCAGGUGCCGGUUAGGUUGGUGCAGGGCCUGCAGGAGAUGUAUGUUGCGGCGCCGUUGGUUGCGGCUGCUGUUGCGGCUGCGGCUGCGGCUGCGACGACGGAGUGUUGGGUGCGGUGGACUGCGCCGUGAUUGGGUUUUAAUGGUUCUGGUAUUAAUUUAUUAUUGUAAGAUGGAAUGACACGAAUGACUAGGACUGAAUUCCGCCUUCUCCUUCAGCACCCUUUCUGGUCUUUUCUGGCCCUGUGUGCCCUCCCGUUCACUUCCCCAUGCCAUCCCCCGGUUAACAGCAGCAGCAGAGGCAGUCCUCAAUGCCGUGGCAGCAGCCCUCCAUGCAUUCGCAGCAGAUGAAGCAGGCGCAGAGAUCCACUGAUGGGUUGGGCGUCGGUUAGUACAGGUGCAGCUAGGUGAUCAACUUCUCGAUUCGAGGGAUUGAUGGAUUCGCUUACGCAACAUGCCACCACCCCUCAGGUUCAAAUUCUGCUGCUCGGAAGCUCCCUAGUAUGCAUGAGCGGACGUGUUCAAUAGAUGUAGGCGGCAGGGACGACGAACUUGCUGCUGCUGCUGCUGCUGCUGCGGGGCGGCAGUGACGUUUGGCGUU
Phialemonium atrogriseum is the source of this 7870-nucleotide messenger RNA. RefSeq lists its product as uncharacterized. NCBI's taxonomy places the organism in Eukaryota, Fungi, Ascomycota, Sordariomycetes, Cephalothecales, Cephalothecaceae. The transcript has 3 exons. Bases 133 to 7401 code for a protein of 2422 amino acids. The record is from RefSeq and is a predicted model, not a curated record.